AUCUCGAGGAAAAAGGGGCUGGAAGACCCCCCCCGAUUACCAGCGGGGAAGCCACGACAUGUGUCCAGUGUUUGUGUGUUUUUCUCGGUGUAAUGCAGCCGAGUAGGGUCAAUACAGAUUGCGGUAAGCGUUAAAUCCGUCAGUGUGACCGUUUGUUUGGGCUCCGAGCAGACGCGGGAAUGGAGCAAAGCGAAGGGGACGAGCAUGAGAGCGGUUCCUCGUCCCAACAAAAUACGAUGUGGAAACAGUUUCAAGCCAAAGCCAAGCCGCUGCUCAGCCCCAAGCUGGGCUCCAGAGACCCCGAGGAGAAGAAGGAGAGGGGCAUGUGGAUGUUCAAGAAGAUAAAAUGGAAGGAAAACGUCGCGCUGGACCGGGUGAUCUCCUCCUCGCAGCCCGACCUGCUCUUCUCCUCUCCGGUGGAUGUGGAGACGAAGGAGGCUCAACUCUGCGGCAAAGCGGCCGGGAGCGGCCCAGGGAGCGGCCCCGGGCUCGGCAGGGAGAAGCUGCCGUUGCACAAGUCCGCCAGCCCAAAGAAGCCCACGGUGGCUCAACUGGUGCAGUCCCACCACAAGAGCUCUUCUCUCGGGUCAGCGUGCCUGGAGAGGCUGGCCGAACCACCGCGCGGCGGCGGCGGCGGCAACGAAGGAGGCGAAGGAGGCGAAGCGGCAGUUGCCGCAGCAACAGAAACACCGCUGGAGAGCAGCGAUGAACAGCCGGGUACGGCUGUUCCAUGCUCCUCGGGGGUCACGUCCGAGCGAGCCGUCCCCAGCUCAGGGAUGUACAAGCUGGAGAUCGAGCUGAAGAGAGGACACAAUCUGGCCGUCAGAGACAGAGGAGGCAGCAGUGAUCCGUAUGUCAAGUUUAAGCUCGCUGGAAAAGAGGUGUUCAGAAGCAAAACCAUCCACAAAAACCUCAACCCAGUGUGGGACGAGAAAACGACUUUAAUAAUGGACUGUCUGAGUGACCCGCUCUAUGUAAAGGUGUUUGACUACGACUUUGGCCUUCAAGAUGACUUCAUGGGUUCUGCUUACCUCUACCUCGAGUCUCUCGAGCAGCAGAGGACGAUACCUGUAACUCUGGUGCUGACGGACUCGCAGCAUCCGGAUCAGGACCUGGGCAACCUGGAGCUGGCCGUCACCCUGACACCUAAAGACAGUCCCAUAGAGGAGCGAAGAGACUCAACCCAGAGACAGGUUAUGAAGUAUCGGUGGAAGCCGUAUGUGAAUAAAACCAUGCUGCUCAGGAGGUCCUGGAAACGAUCCACAAAGCAGCAGCAGUCAAUGCGUCUCUCUGAGCUGCAUCGGAAAUCGCAGCUCUGGCGAGGGAUCGUCAGCAUCGCGCUGAUCGAAGGCCGAAACCUGAUCCCCAUGGACCCCAAUGGUCUGAGCGACCCGUACGUCAAGUUCAGACUGGGACCCCAGAAAUACAGGAGCAAGACGGUGCCAAAGACCCUGAGUCCACAGUGGAGGGAGCAUUUUGACCUCCAUCUGUAUGAAGAGACCGGAGGAGUGUUGGAGAUCACAGUGUGGGACAAAGACACAGGGAGGAGAGACGACUUCAUCGGACGCUGCCAGUUGGACCUCUCCACUCUGUCCAAGGAGCAAACUCAUCACCUGGAGCUGGCCCUCGAGGAGUCCAGGGGCUACGUGGUGCUGCUGGUCACGCUGACCGCCUCGGCGCACGUCUCCAUCGCCGACCUGUCCGUCACACCGCUGGACGACCCGCAAGAGCGCAGGGAGAUACUCAAGCGAUACGGUGUGAUGAAGUCGUUCUCUAACUGGAGAGACGUGGGCAUCGUGCAGGUGAAGGUGAUGAGAGCAGAAGGACUCAUGGCUGCAGACGUUACUGGAAAGAGUGAUCCGUUCUGUGUGUUGGAGCUGAUUAACGACCGGCUACAGACUCAUACUGUUUACAAGAACCUGAAUCCUGAGUGGAACAAAGUCUUCACCUUUAACGUUAAAGACAUUCACUCGGUGUUGGAGGUGACGGUGUUUGAUGAGGACAGAGACAGGAGCGCUGACUUCCUGGGGAAAGUGGCCAUCCCACUGUUACAUAUCCGUAACGGUGAGCAGAAGAGCUACGUGUUGAAAAAUAAGGAGCUGACAGGGCCGACUAAAGGAGUCAUCUACCUGGAGAUAGACGUCAUCUACAACACUUUUAAAGCUGCUUUAAAGACUGGUGUCCCUGCAGAGCAGAAAUACAUCGAGGAAGAACCAAAAGUGUCCAAGCAGUUGCUCCAGCAGAACUUUAACCGUGUGAAGAGGUGCAUCAUGGUCCUGAUCAGCUACGGGACGUUUAUCAACAGCUGCUUCGAGUGGGAGUCUGCACAGAGAAGCAUCGUCUCCUUUGUGCUGUUUGUGGUCGUGGUCUGGAACUUUGAGCUCUACAUGUUGCCGCUCGCUCUGCUGCUGCUGCUCGUCUGGAACUACUUCUUCUCCUCAAGCAGAGAAACAGCUGACUCCGCGGAGGCCGUGUUUGACUGGGAAGAUGAGGAAGAGGACAAAGAGGACAAGGAGUCAGAGCCCAAGGGCUUCAUGGGUAAACUGUACGCCAUCCAGGACGUGUUCAUCAGCGUUCAGAGCGCUCUGGAUGACGUGGCGUCGUACGGAGAGCGGAUAAAGAACACCGGUAACUGGACAGUGCCUUUUCUCAGCUGGUUAGCGAUCACUGCCUUAUGUUCGGCCACAGUUCUCCUCUACCUCGUUCCUCUUCGGUACCUUGUGCUGGCGUGGGGUGUGAAUAAGUUCACCAAGAAGCUCCGCGAUCCGUACAUGAUCGACAACAACGAGCUUCUGGACUUCCUGUCCAGAGUUCCCUCUGAUGUUCAAGUGAUGCAUUACCGUGAGCUGAAGGUCGACCCCGGGCAAAGUCCCAACAAGCGGCGGAGGACGAACCCGAGUUAGCUGCUCAUCAGCCCCUCGCUCCUGUAAACUCUGUAAACUACGUUAUUUAUAUAUUUCUUGUAUAUUUUAAAUAAUUAUGAAGAAGUUGUAACCUUUGAGUUGGCAUUUGUUUUGUUACUGUGGAAAGAUUUAUUUUCUAAAUCCUGUAAAGAAAUGCUGUUAACGUUUUUUAAUCAGUUUUUAUUU
Molecule: messenger RNA, 3089 nt
Organism: Sander lucioperca (pikeperch)
Lineage: Eukaryota; Metazoa; Chordata; Actinopteri; Perciformes; Percidae
Gene: mctp1b
Product: multiple C2 domains, transmembrane 1b
Exons: 22
Coding region: 180-2903 (907 amino acids)
Biological process (GO): regulation of neurotransmitter secretion
Cellular component (GO): synaptic vesicle membrane
Molecular function (GO): calcium ion binding
Source: RefSeq, a predicted model, not a curated record